Messenger RNA from Anopheles darlingi, 812 nucleotides. RefSeq lists its product as uncharacterized. The record is from RefSeq and is a predicted model, not a curated record. The transcript is spliced from 3 exons. NCBI's taxonomy places the organism in Eukaryota, Metazoa, Arthropoda, Insecta, Diptera, Culicidae. The coding region runs from base 45 to 701 and encodes 218 amino acids.
AGCCGGAUCUCUUUCGGUUGUUCAGUCGCGCUCUGAUCGGAAAGAUGGAUGGAAGGAAGACGAUGGGGUUAAAGAGUCUUAUCACUUGUGCGGCGAUUGCCGGAUUGGCGGUCGUGCAAACGCUGCCCAGCACUGAGCCCGGAAAGCCACGAGUGCAGGAGGAAAUCUUUGGUUUUCCGGCCGAUGAACAGAUCAGCUACUAUCUACAGAAUGCACGGAAUCGUACACCGAUCUUUGUGCCCGGUAAAUGCGCGGACAAUGAAAUACUUUAUCCCGGUGAUCACGAAUCGGACUGGGUAUGCGAUUGUCGACCAGGACACGUAUACUACCCCCAGAUGAACAAAUGUUACCCUCUGUUUAUGCAAGGUUUUUGCAAACCCGGCGAGUAUGUCGAUGUAAUGCGACCGUCAAUGAUAGUGAACUGCACGACGAAUGUGUGCUCUGGCCAGAACAUGGUACCCUAUGAUGGAAAGUGCGUCGAGCUGAAUCGCCACAACCGGAUUUGUAAGCGCGUUGGUCGUGUCUACUGGGUGAUUGGUGUUAAUGCGACCACACUAGAGCUGGGCUGUGUCCCACCGGAUGCUACCACGAUGCUGCACCGGGUCAACGGCGAAGAAGGCGAAGACGAAGAGCCGAUACAAUUCGAAGGAGCGAACCGCUGCUCAAAUGGAACACGCACCAAGUAUGAAGGGUUGUGUUAGUCCCCCCGGGUUGGGAGAAUUUGUUUGAGAAGUUUUAACUUCCCCUAGCGGUGGCAGUUUUUAGACAUGGUUUUGAAAUAAAACAAACAUACGAUAGGCAGAUAGCUGGUA